This is a messenger RNA of Tupaia belangeri chinensis (Chinese tree shrew), 871 nucleotides long. It is a transcript of the gene ASCL3, whose product is annotated as achaete-scute family bHLH transcription factor 3. The record is from RefSeq and is a predicted model, not a curated record. Gene Ontology annotation, molecular function: RNA polymerase II transcription regulatory region sequence-specific DNA binding; protein dimerization activity; DNA-binding transcription factor activity, RNA polymerase II-specific. The transcript has a single exon. The coding region runs from base 4 to 546 and encodes 180 amino acids. Lineage: Eukaryota; Metazoa; Chordata; Mammalia; Scandentia; Tupaiidae. Gene Ontology annotation, biological process: developmental process; regulation of transcription by RNA polymerase II.
GUGAUGGACAAUCAAAGCUACUCUAAUCUACCAGGCAAACUUCCUGUCUUCUCUGAGCCUUCCCACUUGCCACUGACCAGGUCCUUCUAUCUGGACCCCAUGGUCACUUUCCACCUGUACCCUGAGGCCCCGGCACCAUCCCCUUACUCCGAAGAGUUGCCAUUGUUGCCUUUCCCCAGUGACUCUCUGAUCAUGGAAAAUUAUGGUGAACCCUGCCCCUUCUCCUUCUCAGUGCCUUAUCCAAAUUACAGAAGAUGUGAAUACUCCUAUGGGCCAGCCUUUAUCCGGAAAAGAAAUGAGCGAGAAAGGCAGCGGGUGAAGUGUGUCAAUGAGGGCUAUGCCCAGCUCCGACAUCAUCUGCCAGAGGAAUAUUUGGAGAAACGACUCAGCAAGGUGGAAACCCUCAGAGCUGCAAUCAAGUACAUUAACUACCUGCAGUCUCUCCUGUACCCUGAGAAGGCUGAGACCAAGAAUAAUCCUGGGAAAGUUUCCUCCAUAAUGGCCACCACCAGCUGCCAUACUGACCCAAUUUUUAGAAUUGUGUGAUUCACUAUUUCCAAUUAGAAACAAUUUAACAAAAUUGGAAUUUCUUAUAGCAUCAUUUGAUAGUUUUCUUGUAAAUGCAAUUUCUGUAUAGACAGAUGAUAGUUUCAGUGCUAACCUGUGAUGGAUAUUACUUAACUGAGUUUCAAAUGUACUAAACAUGAUCUUAUGUAGAUUGAGAAGCUUCUUUGCUGAUCUCUUUCAUGAACUCCAAGAGUUCUCUGUUGUCCCCCUGACACAUAUGUGGUCAGUCUCAGCUGUGAGAAGCCCUAACAAAAACAUGUAAAGUAUGGACCCAAUAGGUGGCCAGGAUGUUAAGGUGGCUGGA